Molecule: messenger RNA, 3591 nt
Organism: Ectocarpus siliculosus
Lineage: Eukaryota; Phaeophyceae; Ectocarpales; Ectocarpaceae
Source: the annotation of a GenBank genome assembly
AUGGUGCGGGCUUCCUCCCGGGGCUUGAACAGCUUGCCUAGAGACCAUGCCGGCGACACAGGCCGCAGUCGAGGUGCUCAUGAUGAUGGCGGCACCGGCAACAACCUCCACGUCGCUGGAGCCGUAGGCGGCGACUGGGCCGGCGAUAGCGGGGACAGAGGCCCUUCUGCCGAUGUCGAUGACGUCCUUACCAGAGUACCUGAUGUUGACCAGAGCAAUGACGCCUUUUACGGUGCUUCCGCGCUCGAUGAUGAGCUGAACGAGUCCCAGCGGGAUGCGGUGUUCGCCGAGGUCGGGGCGGUGAGGGUGGUGGCGGGUCCUGGGUCGGGAAAGACGCGGGUGCUGACUCGAAGGAUAGCGCACUUGGUGCGCAACGUCGGCGCUCCAGCUUGGUCGAUCCUGGCGGUAACGUUCACAAAGAAGGCCUCGGAGGAGAUGAGGGCACGGGUGCGCAAGACCGUAGGGGAGGACGUGUCCGGCCAGGUGGCCCUCGGCACGUUCCACAGCAUCUGCGCGCGACUCCUUCGCCGCCACGGGGACGCGCUGCCGGCGGUUGUGCCAGGGCUCGACGGCAGGUUUUCCAUCUUCGACACGGAGGAUUCUCGCAGGCUGCUCACGGACAUCAUCAAGGAGAUGGGCCAAGACAUCAAGGAGGUAAAACCCAAUAUGAUGCGGUCGUCGAUCUCCAAGCUCAAGAGCCAGGGCUUGGGGCCCCAGGACAUCGCCAAGAAGAGCGAGGACAUGCUCGAGAGGGGCAAGAGCACGGGAUUCGUCGGGGGCAAGGCGAGGCACGCCAAGAUGGUGGCCGAGAUCUACACCAAGUACCAGGCGCGACUGAUCCAGAGCAACGCCCUCGACUUCGACGACAUCAUCCUGGUCGCCUUGCGCCUGCUGCGGCAGGACAAAGAGGUGUUCCGGUCCGUGGGGAGGCAGUACCGACACAUCCUGGUCGACGAGUGGCAGGACACCAACGGCCCGCAGUACGACAUCGUCCUGGAGAUCGUGCGCGCCGGCCGCGAGGCGCAGCAGGCCCGAGAGGACAACCGCCGCGCCGCGCAGGCCGCGCGGGAGGGGGGAUCCAGGGGAAUAGAACGGGGGGGGGAGGCAGGGGGCCCCGCGUACAGCAGUCCCGCGGGACUAGGUGACAGCGGUAGUCCUGCCUCCGGAGGGGCCGAGGCGGAAACGGCGAGCGCGAAAGUGGUGGGGGUGAGCGGGGAAGGUGCUGCGGGGGGGACGCGGCCGCAACCGGCGCCGCCGUCCAUCUUCGUGGUGGGGGACACGGACCAGUGCAUCUACAAGUUCCGCGGGGCGGACUACACGAACGUUGCCCGAUUCGUGGAGGACUUCAAGGCGUGCCGGACGGUGAUGCUCAGGGAGAACUACCGGUCGACGGCGAACAUCGCGCGCGCGGCGACGGCGGUGAUCGGGCAGGUGUCCGGCAGGGCGGGGCAGUCCACGAUAGCGACGACCGCGGUCCAGGGGGACGGCUUGCCGAUCGGCGUCAUGGUAUGCUCAGACGCCGCCGGAGAAGCCGAAGCGGUCGCUCACCACCUCGAGCUCUACUGGACGAGCGGAAGGGUACAGCCGUCGGAGAUGGCAGUCAUGUACCGCACUAACGCCCAAAGCCGCUCGUUCGAGGAGGCCUGUCUGAGAAAGGCCCUGCCUUUUGUGGUGGUGGGGGCUCAGCGGUUCUACGAGCGCCGAGAGGUGAAAGACUGCCUCGUCUAUCUGCGGCUGGCCGCCAACCCGCGCGACGCCCUCGCGAUGCGCCGCGCCAUCAACACUCCGACUCGGGGCAUCGGCGCCAAGACCGAGCAAGCCCUCGAGGCCCUCUCCAGGUCCGCGCGGAAGGUCGUCCCGGGCCUCACCCUGCCGGAGUGCCUCCUGUCCUUGCUGGAAGACGGACAGCUCGACGAGCUCGAGGGGGUGCUCGGGGCACCGUGGGAUGAAUCCGGGGCGCCGUCGUUUCCGCAGGAGGGGGCGUUUGGGGGCGGGGUGGGCACGUGGCCGGGGGAGAGCUACGACGACGCGUUCGGGGGGGACGCGGAAGAGAACGAGGACGGGUGGAGGGGGUUCUCGGUCCUGCGGGUGAGGGCCCUGAGGGAGGCGUUCUCGGAGAGGGGGGACGAGAUCGAGGGGCCGACGAAGGCCCAGGCGAACAAGCUCCGGGUGUUCGCGAGGCUGCUGUGCAGGCUGAGGGUGGCCUCGGCAACCCAGACCGUGCCAGAGCUGCUGAGGACCGUGCUGGAAGAAACGGGCAUGCGCAAGCACGUCACGGAGACCCUCUCGACGACGGGCCCGGCGGAGGGUGAGGACCGCUGGCAGAACGUCGUCGAGCUGGAGAGGGCGGCCUCCAACCCCAAGUUCUCCGGAACCGCAGGAGACGGCGCGCUCGUGGCCUUCCUCAACGAGGUCUCCCUGGUAGGAGGAGACGACCCCGAGCAGGCUCGAAAGCAGCGCGAGGAGGAAGAGGCCGCAGCCGCAGCGGGGGGGGGGAAUGGGGGACAAGCGUCCCCUGUCCCCGGGGUGAAGCCGCCUAUGAUUCAGUUGAUGACGGUGCACGCGUCGAAGGGGCUCGAGUUUGAUACCGUGUUCGUGGCCGGCUGCGAGGAGGGGACGUUUCCGAUGAAGGACACCACCGACGAUGAGAUGGACGAGGAGCGCAGACUCAUGUACGUCGGGAUGACGAGAGCGAAGGCGCGUCUGUUCCUCACCUGGCGGAGGAAACGCAUGGUCUUCGGCCAGAGCUGGGGCAAGCGGGACAAGACCGGCGCUCAGAUAAUGGACGCCGACCGAAGCCGCUUCCUCGACGACAUCCCGCGCAACAUCGUCCGCACCAUCGACAAGACCGGGGGCGGGGGCGGGGGCGUCGGCGCCGGUGCCGGAGCGGGAAGCAGGCGCGGAGCAUACGGCGGCGGCGGCGGCGGUCGAUCGCAAAGCUCUCAGCGCCGAAGCGAGUACGGCGCCUCUCCGGCAUACGGUGGUGGUGGUGGCGGCGGCGGCGGCGGUGGUGGUGGUGGAAGGCGAGGGACAGCAAGAGGGAGAAGUGGUGUGUCGGAGCCAGAGAGCGACCCGACCAUGGACUUCAUGACCGAGCUGUCCAACGACAUUUCGCGGCAAGCGACCGCACGAAGGUCCCCGGGCGGUUACGUGCCCGGCUACGGCAACAGCGGCCGAGGGGGGGGAGGGCGGCGUGCGGGGUACGGGGAAGGGCCCUCACCGGGAGGGGGGGGGGGGUCCUACGCGUCGGAGAGGAGCGGCGAUGCCCGUGUGUUCAUGGAACAGCGAAAGAGGGUGGAAAGCGCGAAGUAUCCCGUGCCGGCCUUGACGGACGGAGGGCGGCGAUUGGCCAGAGAGUCGGGGGAAGGGGUGGACACGUCGUGGGCGGCGAAGCUGGCGAAGGCCGCGCCUAAAACGCCGGGGCCCCCGCGGGGAGUUGUGGUCGGAGCACAGGUGACUCAUCCGAUCCAUGGUCCCGGGGAAGUGGUUGCCUUGGUCGAAGGCUCCGAGGGAGUGAACGUUCGCUUCAUCAGCCAGGGGCAGCCGUUCCUGACCAGAGUGCUUGGCUCGAAGCUCAAGCUAGUGAGGUAG